AUGUUUGGGCCUCUGGAGCUCAUUCGGCCCGGAAGACGCACCUCCGCCGACGACAUUCGCGAAACAACCGCUAUACGUACUCGAGCCGCUAUGAACAGAGUCGCCGAUUUUCCUUCAAGAGGCCCUUUUUCUGUUGCUAGCGAUAGACAGCGAAAUAUCCCCGUGCUCAAUUCGUCGGCACCGGCAGCUGAUGCCAAUCGCGGUGAUCCGAUGGAUCUGACAGCGGCCGCGCCGGAUGGCGAUUCCAGCAUGCACAAUACCAACGGAGACAACCAAAGUCACUUGAAUGCCUCGGGUGGUCAAACUAUAGGAGCUGCUGCUGCCGCGCAACAACCAAAGGUCGUCCAGACGGCGUUUAUACACAAGCUAUACAACAUGCUCGAGGAUCAAAGCAUUCAACAUCUGAUUUCCUGGUCCAACUCGAAUGAAAGCUUCGUCAUGUCUCCGACCUCCGAAUUUUCCAAAGUUCUCGCACAAUACUUCAAACACACGAAUAUUUCGUCCUUUGUACGGCAAUUGAACAUGUACGGUUUUCACAAAGUAAGCGAUGUCUUUCAUACAAGCUCCCCUGACUCAGCGCUUUGGGAAUUCAAACACGGCAACGGAAACUUCAAAAGAGGCGACUUGCUGUCUCUCCUCGGCGGUAUGGAUCUAUUGGUGGAGGGCAUUCUUCGCCAGGUUAUAGUCGUCCGCCGCUUCCUCCUCAACAUCAGCAACCUCCACUACCUCCGCCUUUGUCGGCAGUCACAUCGCCGUCAGAUUCGGCAAUGCUCGCGCGUCGACAUACGUCUGCAGAUAUUCGUCAACACGGGUGGCCACCAAGCGGAAUACAAACUGCAGGAAACUCAUCUGGACCAUGGCCAUCAUCGCCGCAUCGACUUCCGUCGACUAGUGAGCAACAAGUCCGUGAUGUUUUGGCGCAGUAUGAAAUUACAGGGUCAAGGCGACGAACCCAACUAUCACGACAAGCAACACCACCUUUGGGGGCCCCCGAUCAGCCGGGAGCACCGCCGUUUUCUGCGUCCGCUUCGCAGCAACAUCUCACCGUGGAUCCGACAUGGUCGGCCGGAAGCAGUAACGGGGGACCUCGAUUUCCGCGGUACGACAAUUCACUACCAGCGACGCGUCGAUCCAGUAUGGCGAGCAAUGUGCACUCCUUGCUCAAUCCAACGGACACUAGCGAACGGCCAGAAGAAGACGACCAAAUUCUCGAAGAUCGCAAGCGAAAACGGCUUCAAUAAUCUCUUUUCUCUAUCACAUCCACAUUUUGCAUCACAGUAG
Molecule: messenger RNA, 1281 nt
Organism: Talaromyces amestolkiae
Lineage: Eukaryota; Fungi; Ascomycota; Eurotiomycetes; Eurotiales; Trichocomaceae
Exons: 6
Coding region: 1-1281 (426 amino acids)
Biological process (GO): regulation of DNA-templated transcription
Molecular function (GO): DNA-binding transcription factor activity; sequence-specific DNA binding
Source: RefSeq, a predicted model, not a curated record